Messenger RNA from Lathyrus sativus (Indian pea), 1248 nucleotides. The record is from the annotation of a GenBank genome assembly. Lineage: Eukaryota; Viridiplantae; Streptophyta; Magnoliopsida; Fabales; Fabaceae.
AUGACUAUGCCCAACAAGAAGGCCAAUCAAAAUGAUCGAAUCAGUGACUUACCGGGUAAUGUCAUUGAUGCAAUCCUAGCAAACUUGAGAAUCCGAGACCAAGUUAGAACUAGUAUUUUGUCAACAAAGUGGAGGUAUAUGUGGACUUCAGCCCCACAUCUUUGUUUUGAUGACGAUUUUUGUCAAAGGUUUCUGGAUCUCGAUGACCCUAGCACUGUAAUUUCUGAAAUCAUCACGGAUGUUCUUAUGAUCCACAAUGGGCCAAUACACAAGUUUUCUAUUUACCUAUCUAUACACUAUGACUUCAUGUUCUCAAUGGAAAAUCUCAAUACGUGGAUCCCAUUUAUGUCAAAGGACAUUAAACAUCUCGAGCUUGUGGCCCCCUAUGCUAAUAGAGAAGAUGAAAUGGCUGAUAUUCUCUUCUCUUGUAAGGAAUUGACUUACUUAAAAUUUAGCUUUUUUAACUUGUUAAUUCCAAAUAAUUUCCGCAGCUUUAAAAAAUUGCUUGAACUUCAUUUAAAUUCUAUUGAAUUCGAUUCCAGUUCACUCGAGAGUUUUAUGUCUGGAUGUCCGCUUCUUGAAAAGCUCAGCAUUGCAUACUGUUAUGAUCAUAGUUGUGAUUAUCUUGUUAUAUCUUCUCCUUCUCUCAAAGUCUUAAUGCUAGAAUCGACCAUGAUGAAUUUGAUUUGUCUCAAGGGAGCAAAGAAUUUGAUCGAUUUUACACUCAAGGGAUUUCUGAACAUAGGUUUUAUCAAAAGUUUGCCAGAAAUUAAGAGGUUUUCUCUGACCAAUUGGGGAAAGUAUGACGUCAAAAUUCCUCCCAUGCUGGCAACAAGCUCAUUUAGCUCUUUAGAGUAUCUGAAAUUGGAUGACUUGGAUUUGAAUGAUAAAGGAGACAUUUUGUAUUUGGUCAGGGUUCUCAAAAGUGCUCCCAGCUUGAUUGAACUUGUUAUUAAACAGAGUUACAACUAUGAUGAUACCACACAAGUGUCAGAUUAUUCAGAGGAGUUAGAAUGCCUUAGUUGUAACCUCAAACUUCAAACAGUGGAUGUCUACUUUAGAGCUAACUCUCAAUAUGCGAUGAGCUUGAUACAGUUCAUACUUGUAAAUUCCCCUUUGUUAAAGAUUCUUACUUUGGAUUAUAGUUCUAUUGAAUUAGAUGCAGCUAUGUUCAGAAUUUCACAAGACUUGUUAUUGAUGGAACGAGCAUUAGCACGCAUUAACCUCCUUCCUUGUGAUAGUAGUUAG